Messenger RNA from Ictidomys tridecemlineatus (thirteen-lined ground squirrel), 1107 nucleotides. The record is from RefSeq and is a predicted model, not a curated record. NCBI's taxonomy places the organism in Eukaryota, Metazoa, Chordata, Mammalia, Rodentia, Sciuridae.
AUGGGCCGGGGCAUGUUAGAAAGCUGCCGAACAGGCUGGUGGCAGGAGUGGGGCUGCUGGUGCAGUGGGAGCUGGCUCUCCUCAGAGAUAGGCGAGCAGCCCAGAUCUGCAGCAGCCCUUAACCCAUCUCUGGAUUUCCCCAAAACUCUGAGGAAAAGCAGCCAAUCUGCACAACAGAGUAGCUAUAGGGAAGAGGCAUCAUUCACCCUCGGACAGCAUGAAGAGUUAGAGGCUCUAUUGAGCCAGACCAUGCUCCAAAAUAAUAACCUCCAGAGGGAGCCAGCUUUGAAACAGCCUACAGGAGAAACCAGGAAAGGCUGGACCCUCUGGGGUGUGCUGGAACCUGGUGUCGUGGUGAGUUGGAGAGGACAUGAGGGUUACAAUGCAGCUGUUUUCCCCCCCGAGGAGAAGCCUCACACACCUUCAUUAAGACACCACUAUGUCCCCCUCCCCACACUCCAGUUUUGGUUCAGAAACAGGAGGUUCAAAUCGGGGAAGAAGCAGCAGCAAUAAAGUAACCACUAACCACCAAACCAGAUCCUUGCAGCUGAGAAGAAUGUGCCCACCUCCCCCAGUAUUGUCAAUCCUUACUCUUUCUCUCCUGUGGCUCCAGGAUUCUAGAACCCCCUUCUACCUCAGCCUAUAAGCCCUUCCACUUGGUGGGCACUAUCUUCAUGGAGUCCCACAAGAGAGUCUCAAAUGUAAGACCCUUAGUUGGAGUGGCUGGUGGACUCAGUUCCUGCCUUGAAUUCUGAUGCCUGUGAAGCCCAAAUCCUAGAACUUAGUUUUCCUGACAAUGGUGAGAUAUCCAGCUCUUCCAUCCACAGCCUGGAUCAAUAUCUUUCACCUACGCGGUUCCAGUUACAAGGACAGGGUUGCUCUUUCAGGACAUUUGCUGGCCCAGCUGUUGUUCUAUCUCCCAGGCAAACCUGGUCGAGUAGGACAAGCCAAGUCUUCGCAGCCUGCAGUCUAUGAGACAGCCCAGGGUUCCAGAACCCCUCCAGUGGGCUGGAACUUUGCAUUUCUCUGACCAAAGUACUAACAAAUAGCAGACCAUUUAGAAAAGACAUCUUCUUGCCUUUUACAUGUGACUAUCUUCUUUCUUGA